CAAAACAUUCAACCAGGUAAAUCGAUGUAAAGUGCGUUUUCCAACUAUUUGCUACUCGUACAUUACAGUCGUCGGCUUCGCUAGUGCACGGAUUUGUGAACGCUCGAUUUGUUGAGUGUGAUUCUAUGUGAAAACUGUGGAUAAAAGCUGCUGCUAACUUUCUCCGACAAGCUAGUUAUUUGCAUUGAUUGAGUGUUACUGCAAAGCCUAUCAUCUUAUCAAGCUGUUACCAGAUCUACAACGCCACCGAUAAGAUGGAGCACAUCAAUACACCAAAGAUCGAAAACGUCCGCAUGAUUGACAGAUACAACAGCAAAAAUCCAACCGUUGGAGUGCUCUACCUUACGGCAACGCAUCUCAUAUUCGUCGACCCAGAUGCCAACAAGGAGACGUGGGUCCUUUACAUGCACAUAGCGAAUGUGGAGAAGCUGCCCCUGAGCACUACGGGGUCACCGCUGUUGAUCCGCUGCAAGACGUUCCUCUCCAUCACGUUCGUCAUUCCGAAGGAGCGCGAGUGCCAUGACGUCUACACAACGCUGACCAAGCUGUAUCAACCGGUGCACAUCAAGAGUCUGUACUGCUUCCACUACACCACCGCUACGAAGGAUCUGCCGAAGGCGACCGGCUGGGACUACUUCAAGCUGGAGAACGAGUUCCGGCGAAUGCGCGUCCCAAACGAGCAGUGGAGUGCCUGCACGCUCAAUCAGAACUACGAGCUGUGCGACACAUACCCGCAGCAGAUCUACGUCCCCGCCGAUGCCAACACACAGAUCCUGCUCGGCAGCUCGCGGUUCCGCUCGAAGGGUCGGCUGCCAGCGCUCACCUAUUUGCACGCGAACAAGGCCUCAAUCUGCCGCUGCAGCCAGCCAUUGUCCGGGUUCAGUGCACGCUGCCUCGAAGACGAGCAGAUGCUGGAGACGGUGCGGAAAACGAACCCGAACUGCAACUUCAUGUACGUGGUGGAUACGCGACCCAGGAUUAACGCCAUGGCAAACCGGGCGGCCGGCAAGGGGUACGAGAACGAGGCGAACUACGAGAACAUCAAGUUCCAAUUUCUCGGCAUUGAAAACAUCCACACGAUGCGCACCAGCCUGCAGAAGCUGAUGGAGUGCUGCGAACAAAAGUCGCCCACGAUGAGUGGAUUUCUAAGUGCUCUGGAAUCUUCCGGCUGGCUGAAACACAUCCGAUCGAUACUGGAUACGUCCUGUUUCAUCGCGAACGCCGUCGAUAAAGGGAUCUCCGUAGUGGUGCAUUGUUCGGAUGGAUGGGAUCGUACGGCACAAGUGUGUUCGUUGGCCGCGCUCAUGCUGGAUCCAUACUACAGAACUAUUAAAGGAUUUCAGGCACUGAUAGAAAAAGAUUGGUUGGCUUUCGGGCACAAGUUCAGCGACCGCUGCGGCCACAUCCAGAACGACCCGAAGGAGGUGUCUCCCGUAUUUACGCAGCUGCUCGAAUGUACCUGGCAGUUGAUGCAGCAGCGCAACGAUGCGUUCGAGUUCAACGAGCGGUUCCUAUUGAUCCUGCACGAUCACGUCAUGUCCUGCCAGUACGGUACGUUCGUUGGCAACUGCGAGAAGGAUCGGCUCGAUCUGCGGCUGGCGGAGAAAACCUUCUCACUUUGGGGCUACAUGUCCAACCACCUGAACGAAUACAUCAACCCACUGUAUCGGCCAGAGAUGGACGAAACGAUCAAGCCAAAUCUGGCACCGCAGAAUAUCAAAUUCUGGCGCGGCAUGUACAGCCGGUUCGAGAGCGGCAUCCACCCGCGGGAACCUCUGGAGGAUCUGCUGAUCGCUAGCAAGGACCAUUGCACCUCGCUCGAGGACCACGUGCAGCACCUGACGAAGCGCAUUAACAGCUUCAAGAACAUGCUGUCGAAGUCGGCGAAACGGCUGCAGGGAGGCAGUGCCGCGCUUCAGUCACGCUACGGUCCCGCCGAUACGAGGGGUCCGCCGAUUGAGGUGAACGAUAAUCGGUACAACUACGACCGGAAGCUGAGCGAGCUGUCGGCGGCGGACGAUGACCAUCCGCUGAAAACGAGUGAUUUCUCUUUCUCUAAUCUUUCGAUCUCAGAGUACAAUAGCGAAGUGGAAAAGGUUAACGAUGACAUUAACUCCGUUGCUGUCGAGUGGAAGUCCCUUCGCUCGGUUGUAAACUGCCCGACCUGCUCGAUACCGUUUGAUCAGAUCACAAAAAAGAAUCACUGUUGGAAAUGUGGCGAGGUAUACUGCGGUCGGUGCAUCGACAAAACACUGCCGCUGCCAGGUCACGAUAGCGGUAACCCGGUACCGGUCUGUCGCCAGUGUUUUCGGAUCGUGCAACAAGUUAGCCCCUAGAGGAGUUCGUUCGGACAUUCCCUAGAUGAACUGAGGCGAGCGGUAUCCUUUAGUUUUGAUUCGUGAUACAUUUAAGCUAGAGAAACAUUAUCUGCACAACAAUGCGAGGCUAAGGGUUGGGUUGUUAGUGUUUGGUUUUGGGGAACGAAAAAAAACUGGGCUCAAAUUGGAAGCGAUCGUGAAAUGUUAUCACUUUUUUAUCUUAAUUAUUGCGAAAACCAAAGCUUAAGCAAAAACAAAUGCAAAAAAAGGAUGACCUAUCGAUGGAAGCUGAAAGUAAUUGGUACGAAUAGCGUAUCGAGAGAGUCGAUUUGUGACGAUAAUUCAUACCCAGCGAAGGACUGUCAAUAUUAGAUGUUAGAAACGUUAGUUGUUCAAAAGCAAACUACUACUACAGUCAAGAUAAUUGAAACCCAACAUGGAAGCAACGAGAAAAUACUAGGAAGCUUUACGAUAAGAAAAAUGUGACAUUAACAGUCGAAUCUAAAAUUAUACUGAAAAAUAUGUACAGACAAUUUGGGACUACCUUCCAUGAUCCUAGCGUGAUCCAUGAUAAUCUGAACCAUACAAAAUUACAAUAUGCGCUUUGGCAUGGGUAGGACAUGGGCUUCGAAUGUGACCACCCACUAGCUGGGAGGGCAGGCUUUAAGAAAGGAUUAUACAUUGGGAAGAAAUGAAUAGUCUUCUGUUGCGCAACAACACAAGUUUAGAAAAUAGCUCCUUUCAUAUAUAAACGCGCACAUCAUGUUGGGCGGUGGAACGCCGAUGGUAAAGAUUAUGUGAUUUCAUGCUUGAGAUAUUUCCAUCGACUGCUGUUUCAUCUUCUAAGUAUAUUAAUUGUUUUCCCCUUGCAAGCAUCACAAUGCAGUGCGGACGCUUAGUUUUAAUCCUUGUUGACAGUAUUUGCUUUUGCACGUGCGGAUAAACGUACAAAAAAAGGGAAAACCUAAAGUUCAGUGUCAGGCAACGGCACACUAAUCCAAUGUAAACUAUAUGUAUAUGGUGAGUGAAAACAUGAAAUGACCUGUUGCUCUCAAGUUAGCUAAAUAUGUUUAAUAUGCAAAACAAUGAAAUAAAUCAAAUAAAAAUAUACACAAACCAAGGAUA
Messenger RNA from Anopheles coustani, 3443 nucleotides. It is a transcript of the gene Mtmr6, whose product is annotated as myotubularin-related protein 8. NCBI's taxonomy places the organism in Eukaryota, Metazoa, Arthropoda, Insecta, Diptera, Culicidae. Gene Ontology annotation, molecular function: metal ion binding; phosphatase activity. The transcript has 9 exons. Gene Ontology annotation, biological process: dephosphorylation. The record is from RefSeq and is a predicted model, not a curated record. Bases 255 to 2336 code for a protein of 693 amino acids.